AUGAACGGCUACCGCGUGAAUGCACAGACUUUUGCUCCUAGCCAUCCUUUAGGAGUCAAGCCAUCGGGGAACGCAUUGCUAGGAAAAAGUGGAGCGGUAGAGAAGAGAAAGAGAAGCGAGUUGCUCGGAAGCCUCAGCUGUCUGGAUGAGGAGGUGUUGAUAUAUAUCAUAUCACUUUUGGAGUCCCCACUUGACUUGCUUCAUUUGGGACACGCAUCCAGAAUUUUAUACGCAUACACCUACAGCGAAGAACUGUGGAGAAAGCUUUACGUCGACAAAUUCAUCGUUUUGGAAGAAAGUCUUGAAAAACCAAACGCGGGCAUCUACCCAUUUGGUUGUAAGAAAUGGAGAGGAAGCUGGAGAAAAACAGUUUUACGAUCAGAUGAAGAGGCUUUGAUUCAUGUGCAUGAUCUAGUGUUCUCAGAUCACUUGUACAGACCGUACCAAUGUUCCCAAAUAGAUUUCGAGCACCUAUUUCGAAAAGUCAUACAGGCUGAGCAGGUAACUAGAGAUAAAAACAUCGAUCAAAGCUCCGGCCAUGGCAUUGAGAGAAUCAAUGAAGAACAUUUUGUGUUGAGCGAUUUCGAAAAAUAUCAUGUUGAUAAGCCGUUUAUUUUACAGAGCAAGAACGCGCGGGGCAGAUGGCCAAAUUGGACAUUAAAAAGUCUUCUGAAUCAGUUUGGCUCGACGAAAUUUCGGCAAGAGGCCGUAAAGUGGUCGCUAUCAUUUUACGCGGAUUAUUUUCGAAAAAACUGUGACGAGUCUCCAUUGUACCUUUUUGAUUGCAACAGCGAAGCUAUCCGCCAAAUACAGAAAGAGUAUGAAGCCCCAAAGGUUUUUCAAAAUGACCUAUUCAAGGUAUUCCAAAACAACGAUAUUCAGUGCAGGCCCGAUCAUCGAUGGCUGAUCGCUGGACCUCGAGGAAGUGGUUCAACAUUUCAUAAGGACCCCAAUUAUACAAGCGCGUGGAAUACCGUUUUGUCUGGGAAAAAGUUAUGGGUUAUGCUGCCUCCUAAUGUAAGGCCACCGGGUGUGUCAACUGACGAGGAAGAAGAGGAGGUGACAUCGCCCGUAGGUGUUGCAGAAUGGGUCUUGUCAGGCUUCUACAAUGACGCUGUGAGACUAGCAGAGGAUAGAAAGUGCAUCAUAACGGUCACUUUUCCAGGAGAUUGCAUAUAUGUCCCUUCAGGAUGGUGGCACACUGUGAUAAACCUAACUGAUUCUGUCGCAAUAACGGAAAACUUCGUACCCAGCCCAGUCCUCUCUAAAGCUCUCCAUUUUUUCAGUUUUAAAAGGUCCCAGAUUUCAGGAUUUCAUUUGAAAGAUACUUUGCUUGCGAUCGAGCAUUUUUUAUGUUCGCAUGAAAGGGCGGCGGACGAGGACUCGGUCCUCAAUUUUGAAAAGCUUGAGAAUUUCAAAGCCGCAUGUGCUGAUAUUGAUCUGGAUAAUGGAGAUUGUGGUCUCUCUGAUGGAAACUCAGAAUUGCCAAUCUACGAGUUUUUUGUGGAGCUCCUAAGAGCUUCAAAAUUUGGGGUUAGCUUACCUCGCGCACUGAAAGAAUGUAGUAACUUGAGCCUGCAAGCUGCAAAAGAAAAGCAAGUGGCCGCCGUUCAGGCUCUUAAAGCAUCGGAAAUUUGGAACAACCUAGCGUCAGAUUCAAGCUCAGGCUUUAGUUUUGGUUUCGCACUUGAAUAA
Lachancea lanzarotensis is the source of this 1695-nucleotide messenger RNA. Its product is annotated as LALA0S03e09890g1_1. The record is from RefSeq and is a predicted model, not a curated record. The coding region runs from base 1 to 1695 and encodes 564 amino acids. The transcript has a single exon. Gene Ontology annotation, molecular function: protein binding; cis-regulatory region sequence-specific DNA binding. Lineage: Eukaryota; Fungi; Ascomycota; Saccharomycetes; Saccharomycetales; Saccharomycetaceae. Gene Ontology annotation, cellular component: nucleus.